Heteronotia binoei (common prickly gecko) is the source of this 3105-nucleotide messenger RNA. Its product is annotated as arylacetamide deacetylase-like 3. Gene Ontology annotation, cellular component: membrane. The transcript has 4 exons. Lineage: Eukaryota; Metazoa; Chordata; Lepidosauria; Squamata; Gekkonidae. Gene Ontology annotation, molecular function: carboxylic ester hydrolase activity. The record is from RefSeq and is a predicted model, not a curated record. Bases 1 to 1233 code for a protein of 410 amino acids.
AUGGGCUUCCUCGAAGCGCUGCUGCUCUUGGUGGCGGCCGCCUUGCUGGGCGCGGCCAUCCUGGUGGUGGUGGGGAGCAUUUAUUUCGACGCCACCAAUGCCGAGGUGCCCCCGGAGAUCGAGCACCCGGCCAAGUUGCGUCUCGUCCACGCGCUUUUGAUAGGCACGGCGGUGGUGGGAAAGAUUUUGGAGAAUCUACAUAUCUGCAGUCAAAUCCAGUUUGUCCGGUAUUGCCAAAAAGGACAGAAGCAAGGACGAGACCCCAAACUUUUCAUCAAGGAUAUGAAGUUUAAGCAUGUUCCUGUCCGAAUUUACCAACCCAAAACACCCUCUGCUGGCCGAAGGAAAGGCGUCAUUUUCUUUCAUGGAGGAGGAUUUAUGUUUGGAAGCAUCCGAUCCUACGACAAGAUAUGCCGUUAUCUCUCCAAAGAAAGUGAAUCGGUGGUGGUGUCUGUGGAGUACCGACUGUCUCCUGAACACAAGUAUCCAGCUCAGCUGAACGACUGUCUCGCUGCCACCACCCAGUUCCUUCAGAGCGCUGACGACUAUGGUGUGGACAGCAACCGGGUCAUUGUUGCAGGUGACAGUGCUGGGGGCAACCUUGCCGCUGUAGUGUGCCAAACCCUAGUGGGUAGACAUGGCCUUGCGAAAGUAUGUGCUCAGAUCCUCAUCUAUCCUGCACUCCAGGCCAUAGACUUCAACUUACCUUCGUAUCAACAAAACCAGGCUGUACCCUUUUUGUUCCGGGAAAAGGCUGUGUUCUACUUUCUACAUUACCUGAACGGAGAGGCGUCCUUACUAGAAGAAGUCUUGCAAGGAUGUCAUGUCCCAGCGGAUCAAAGACUUCGCUACAGGAAGUGGAUAAGUGCAGACAACAUCCCUAAAGAAUUCAAGGCCAGAGGUUACAAGCCUUCAGUGCCCAUUGCCUGUGACGACGAGGUGUACAAAGAACUUAAGAAUGCGUGCAUGUCAGAAAUUUCACCAUUGGUAAUUGAAGAUGCUGUGGUUCGAAAGCUCCCCCGGACGUGCAUCGUCACCUGCGAAUAUGACGUUUUGAGGGAUGAUGGAUUGCUGUACAAGAAAAGAUUAGAGGACAAUGAUGUCCCCGUGACUUGGUAUCACAUUAUUAACGGAUUCCAUGGAAUUAUAAGCUUCUUCGAUAAAGGCUGGCUUACUUUUCCAUCUGGGAAACAAGGGCUGGAUAACAUUGUCAGGUUUAUUCAAAGCCUGUAGAAAUUACCUCGCUGAACUUCAAAGACUGGGUAUUUCGUUGAUCUGGUUCCGGAGGGUAGCCGUGUUGGUCUACUGUGCGAGAGCUAGGGUUCAAAUUCAACAGCACCUUAGCAGCCCACAAGAUUUGGGGGGUAUAAGUGUUUGAGAGUUAAAAUUCCCCUUGUCAGAUCUGGCAAAGGGAAUUUUAACUCUUGAAAGCUUUUACCUCAAAAAUCUUGUGGGUCUCUAAGGUACUACCAGCACCUCAUCAGUUGGAGUUCCCCAGGGCUUUUUUGUAGCAGGAACUCCUUUGCAUAUUAAGCCACACACCCCUGAUGUAGCCAAUCCUCCUGGAGCUAUUGGUCACUUCCAGGCUGGAUUACUGUAACUCGCUCUAUGCUGGCUUGUCCCUGAAACUGAUCCGGAAACUGCAGUGGGUGCAGAACACAGCAGCUCGCCUGCUGACUGCAUCACUUAUACGGGUGAGCAUACGACCGGCGCUCCGUGACCUGCACUGGCUGCCUAUAGAGUACCGAAUCCAUUUCAAGGUGUUAGUUUUGACUUUUAAAGCCUUACGCGGCCUGGGACCAACAUACCUACGGGUCCAUCUCCUUCCAUAUAGGCCCCGGAGGUCGCUUCGUUCGGCCUCCCAGGAUCUUCUGACAGUCCCCGGCCCAAAGGAUGCCCGUCUUGCCUCUACCAGGGCCAGGACUUUCUCGGUCCUGGCCCCGACCUGGUGGAACCAGCUCCCAAUAGGGAUCCGGGCCCUACCUCGCCUACUGGCCUUUCGUAGGGCCUGUAAAACGGAGCUGUUCCACCAGGUCUUUGGAUGAGGCAGCGGGCAUCCAUCUAUUAGAUCGGUUGGCCUCCCCCUACACCUUUACUGCCCACUGCAUCACUGUAUUGUGGAGCUAUACCAUCUUGCUCAUAUCGCCUUGCCGAACUAACUUACUGCUCUUACUGAAUGUUGAAUUUGUUUUUAUUACGAUUUUGUGAUUUAAAUUUAAAUUGUUGUACUCUGCUCUGAGCCCCCCAAAAGGGGGAAGGGGUGGAAUAGAAAUAAACUGAUAAAAUUAAUUAAUUAAUUAAUUGAAUUAGGCCCUGUGCUAAGAGCCUUGCAAGCUCUUGGAGGAUUGGCUACAUCAUGGGGGUGUGGCCUAAUAUGCAAAGGAGCUCCUGCUACAAAGAAAAGCCCUGGGGUUCCCAGUCAAAAUGAGGAAAAGCGGGGCUUAAGUUUCACUGAGUAAAUAUUUGAGAUAAAGGAAUAUCUAAGGUGCUACUGGCUUGUCAUGAAACACAGAUCGGCGAGGAUGGUUUUGAUUGGCCAAGGAGCACCUUUGACCAACGCACCAGAAGUACAAGAAACCCAUGGACCCUUUUACAGACAUUAUUAUUAUUUCCUACCAUGAUGGUGAUAAACAUUUAUAUCCCACUUUUCUUCUCACAAUCCUGAAAUCAGCUUACAAAAAAAUAAUGCCCGUAAUAUGUUUCUACUGGCAGUGAAUGCUCAGAAAAGUCUGCCAUCUUCACCCAAUGUGUCUUGAUGUGUUAGUGCUUUAUGUGCUUCCUUCCUUCUGUGCUAAUGACUGAUUAAGUGCCUUCAAGAUGACUCCCGCUGGCAGCUCCCGACAGAAUUCUCGGGUAGCUGAAGUGGAUGUUCUGCGGACGAAUGAGGCAAAGCCAGGGCAUAUUUUGACGGUGGGCGGUGUGGUGUUUGUCACGACUCCCAUUUCUUGAUCCAGGCCAGCAUACAGAUUGCUCUCGGUCCACCGUGUGCUAAUCCACUCCAGGAAGUGAACAAGGAGGAUUAAAGGAAAUUCUAGAAGGAGGGUAGUUCCACCGUGGCUGUCAUUCAAUACAGGAAGGGAACUUCACUACUAAACUCUCUUAAAA